Microthlaspi erraticum is the source of this 444-nucleotide messenger RNA. Lineage: Eukaryota; Viridiplantae; Streptophyta; Magnoliopsida; Brassicales; Brassicaceae. The record is from the annotation of a GenBank genome assembly.
AUGAAAGGUGAGUUUCUUUCAUUCGUUCUUGUUUUUCUCCUCUUGGCCUUCUCAUGUGUUCAUGGAGGAGGAGAGUCGGGAACGCCUCCUACUCCAGCGGCUAGCCCGAGUAGUCCAACAGCAAAAUCAAGCGGAGCAAGUGGUUCGGCUCAUGGGCCUAAUUGGGGAUAUGAUUGGGGUUGGGGAUCGACCCCGGAAGGUGGUUAUGGCUAUGGUUCUGGUUCCGGUUCAUCACCAGAUGGAAAAGGGACUGGAUUCGGGUUCGGUUCGGGUUCAGGUUCUGGUUCAGGAACUGGCUUUGGGUUUGGCUCGGGAGGAGGAGGAGCCACAGGUGGUGGUUCUGGCCAUGGAAGUGGGACUGGAAACGCAAAUGAAGGUGGCGGCUCAGGCGGUGGGGAUGGUGGAGCAUCGCCAGGUCGUAGAGAGAGGAGCCAACACCGCUAA